CAACCGCCGACAUAUUAGGCGAGAUGAGUCACAGCCUAGAGAACGGAAUGGAACUCCGUGUGGAUUCUGUAACCUUACACCGGUCGCUAGUGAGUCACGGUCUUAACGAUGUCUCGAGUUAUCAGUACAGACACUAUUGAACAGAGCCUCACCAACCCCUUGAACAUUCAUAUUCAAGCUCCACAUCCAAUACGCAUCCAAUUUACAGCGAUCACUACCAGCAUGCACUCGCACCGCAGGGUCAGAACACCAGACAGGCUCCCAAAGACUUUCGAUGAGAAAGGCUGCUCGCGAGUACCCUGACGACCUCUGUUGCCCAAUGUGUCAUAUGGAAACAAGAAAAGGAAAGAGGAGAGAAAGAUGAGGUACCCAUAUCAAAAGUAUAUUUCGACAAGAACAGGACAGUAUGGGUCAGCCAGAGUUUCCCCAAGCGUCAUCUAAAGCUGGAUGCCAUGUUGAGGCAUGUGCUAUAUGGGAUGGAAGGCUAGACACGUGGGAGACAAACCUUGUUGUGCUUGGGUCUGAUACGCUUUUGCUUGAUGAGUGUUACCAGAUCGUGGCUGCUCCGUGUAAAUAAUACUAUAAGCAAGACAGCGUCUAACAUCUGAC
Molecule: messenger RNA, 609 nt
Organism: Aspergillus homomorphus CBS 101889
Lineage: Eukaryota; Fungi; Ascomycota; Eurotiomycetes; Eurotiales; Aspergillaceae
Exons: 1
Coding region: 109-303 (64 amino acids)
Source: RefSeq, a predicted model, not a curated record